Myripristis murdjan (pinecone soldierfish) is the source of this 8830-nucleotide messenger RNA. It is a transcript of the gene polr2a, whose product is annotated as RNA polymerase II subunit A. NCBI's taxonomy places the organism in Eukaryota, Metazoa, Chordata, Actinopteri, Holocentriformes, Holocentridae. Gene Ontology annotation, biological process: transcription by RNA polymerase II. Gene Ontology annotation, molecular function: DNA binding. The record is from RefSeq and is a predicted model, not a curated record. The transcript is spliced from 29 exons. The coding region runs from base 1 to 5901 and encodes 1966 amino acids. Gene Ontology annotation, cellular component: RNA polymerase II, core complex.
AUGCACGGACCGCCCUCCGGCGACAGCGCAUGCCCAUUGCGCCUCAUCAAGAGAGUGCAAUUCGGCAUCAUCAGCCCAGAUGAGCUUAAACGGAUGUCUGUCACAGAGGGGGGAAUCAAAUACCCUGAAACCACAGAAGGAGGCCGUCCUAAACUGGGUGGCCUUAUGGACCCGAGACAAGGGGUCAUAGAGCGAUCUGGAAGGUGUCAGACAUGUGCAGGUAACAUGACAGAAUGCCCAGGCCACUUUGGGCACAUAGAGCUGGCAAAGCCAGUUUUCCAUGUCGGCUUCAUAACUAAGAUUAUGAAGGUUCUUCGAUGCGUCUGCUUUUUUUGCUCCAAGCUGUUAGUGGAUUCGAAUAAUCCCAAGAUCAAAGACAUCCUGUCUAAAUCUAAAGGACAGCCCAGAAAGCGUCUGACACACGUAUAUGAGCUGUGCAAAGGCAAAAAUAUCUGUGAAGGAGGGGAGGAGAUGGACAACAAAUUUGGAGUGGAGCAGCAGGAGACAGAGGAGGACAUUUCCAAGGAGAAGGGCCAUGGUGGUUGUGGGCGCUACCAGCCUCGUAUCAGACGCUCUGGCUUGGAGUUGUAUGCUGAGUGGAAACACGUUAACGAGGACUCCCAGGAGAAGAAGAUCCUGCUGAGUCCUGAGCGUGUGCACGAGAUCUUUAAGCGCAUCUCUGAUGAGGAAGACAUUAUCUUGGGCAUGGACCCCAAGUACGCCCGGCCCGAAUGGAUGAUUGUCACUGUGUUGCCUGUGCCUCCCCUGGCUGUCAGGCCCGCUGUAGUAAUGCAGGGCUCAGCUCGCAACCAGGAUGACUUGACACACAAACUGGCUGACAUCGUCAAAAUCAACAACCAGUUGAGAAGAAAUGAGCAGAGUGGGGCGGCAGCUCACGUCAUUGCUGAGGAUGUCAAGCUACUUCAGUUUCAUGUGGCCACCAUGGUGGACAACGAACUGCCAGGCCUGCCCAGGGCAAUGCAAAAGUCUGGCCGUCCCCUGAAAUCCAUUAAACAGCGUCUAAAGGGGAAAGAGGGACGAGUCCGAGGUAAUCUCAUGGGGAAGCGUGUGGACUUCUCCGCCCGAACUGUCAUCACCCCAGACCCCAACUUGCAGAUUGACCAAGUGGGCGUACCCCGGUCCAUCGCAGCCAACAUGACCUUCCCAGAAAUUGUCACACCCUUUAAUAUUGACAGACUACAAGAGCUUGUGCGAAGAGGCAACAGUCAAUACCCAGGAGCCAAAUAUAUCAUCCGUGACAACGGAGACAGAAUUGACCUGCGGUUCCACCCCAAACCAAGUGACCUUCAUCUUCAGAUUGGCUACAAGGUGGAAAGACACAUGUGCGAUGGUGACAUCAUCAUCUUCAAUCGACAGCCUACACUACAUAAAAUGUCCAUGAUGGGGCACAGGGUUCGGAUCCUGCCCUGGUCCACUUUCAGGCUCAACCUCAGUGUGACAACUCCAUACAAUGCUGACUUUGAUGGGGAUGAGAUGAACCUCCACUUGCCUCAGUCCCUUGAGACGAAGGCAGAGAUCCAGGAGUUGGCCAUGGUGCCACGUAUGAUUGUCACACCCCAGUCCAACAGGCCUGUCAUGGGAAUUGUGCAGGACACCCUCACAGCUGUGCGCAAGUUCACCAAAAGGGAUGUUUUCUUAGAGAGGGGCGAGGUGAUGAACCUGCUCAUGUUCCUCUCGACGUGGGAUGGGAAAGUGCCUCAACCGGCCAUUCUCAAACCCCGGCCCCUGUGGACCGGCAAGCAGAUUUUCAGCCUCAUCAUUCCAGGACACAUCAAUGUCAUCCGCACACACAGCACCCACCCUGAUGAGGAGGACAGCGGGCCCUACAAACACAUCUCACCUGGGGACACCAAGGUGAUUGUGGAGAACGGCGAGCUGAUCAUGGGCAUCCUGUGUAAGAAAUCUCUCGGGACAUCAGCUGGCUCCCUCGUCCACAUCUCCUACCUAGAGAUGGGACACGAUAUCACCAGACUCUUCUACUCCAACAUCCAGACUGUGGUCAACAACUGGCUGCUCAUUGAGGGUCACUCCAUCGGUAUUGGUGACUCCAUUGCUGAUGCCAAGACAUACCUUGACAUCCAGAAUACCAUCAAGAAAGCCAAACAGGAUGUGAUAGAGGUCAUUGAGAAGGCCCACAACAACGAGCUGGAGCCGACCCCUGGUAACACACUACGACAGACCUUUGAAAACCAGGUCAACCGUAUCCUCAACGAUGCCCGUGACAAAACAGGAUCCUCUGCUCAGAAGUCCCUGUCAGAGUACAACAACUUCAAGUCCAUGGUGGUGGCUGGAUCAAAGGGUUCAAAGAUUAACAUCUCACAGGUUAUUGCUGUGGUGGGGCAGCAGAAUGUGGAGGGUAAACGGAUCCCCUUCGGCUUCAAACACCGCACACUGCCUCACUUCAUCAAGGAUGACUACGGCCCCGAGAGUAGAGGCUUUGUGGAGAACUCCUACCUGGCUGGCCUGACACCAACAGAGUUCUUCUUCCACGCCAUGGGAGGCAGAGAGGGACUUAUCGACACAGCUGUCAAAACUGCUGAGACUGGAUACAUCCAGCGUCGUCUGAUCAAGUCUAUGGAGUCUGUGAUGGUGAAGUACGAUGCCACGGUGAGGAACUCCAUCAACCAGGUGGUGCAGCUGCGCUACGGCGAGGACGGCCUGGCCGGAGAGGCUGUGGAGUUCCAGAACAUGGCGACUCUGAAACCCUCCAACAAAGCCUUCGAAAAGAAGUUUAAGUUUGACUGCACCAACGAGCGGGCGCUGAGGCGCGUGCUGCAGGAAGAUGUGGUUAAAGAUGUGAUGACCAACGCCCAUGUGCAGAGUGCCUUGGAGAGGGAAUUUGAAAAGAUGCGGGAUGACAGGGAGAUCCUCAGGGCCAUUUUCCCUACUGGUGACAGCAAGGUGGUGCUGCCAUGCAACCUGGCCAGAAUGAUUUGGAAUGCCCAGAAGAUCUUCCGCAUCAACACUCGAACCCCCACAGAUCUCAAUCCACUACGAGUGGUUGAGGGUGUCGGUGACCUUAGCAAGAAGCUUGUGAUUGUGAACGGCGACGACCCCCUGAGCAGGCAGGCCCAGCAGAAUGCCACGCUGCUCUUCAACAUCCACCUGCGCUCCACUCUCUGCUCCAGACGUAUGACUGAGGAGUUUCGCCUUUCCACUGAGGCCUUCGACUGGCUACUUGGAGAGAUUGAGACCAGAUUCAAUCAGUCCAUCACCCACCCAGGUGAGAUGGUUGGGGCUCUGGCUGCUCAGUCACUGGGAGAGCCAGCCACCCAGAUGACCCUGAACACCUUCCACUACGCCGGUGUGUCGGCCAAGAAUGUAACGCUGGGUGUGCCACGUCUUAAGGAGUUGAUCAACAUCUCCAAGAGGCCCAAGACACCCUCGCUGACUGUUUUCCUGCUGGGCCAGGCAGCGCGUGACGCUGAGAGGGCCAAGGACAUCCUGUGUCGACUGGAGCACACAACCCUUCGCAAGGUGACAGCCAACACUGCCAUCUACUACGACCCCAACCCUCAGAGCACAGUAGUGGCGGAGGACCAGGAAUGGGUGAACGUCUACUAUGAGAUGCCUGACUUUGACGUGACUCGCAUUUCACCCUGGCUGCUGCGCAUCGAGCUCGACCGCAAGCACAUGACCGAUCGCAAGUUGACCAUGGAGCAGAUUGCUGAGAAGAUCAAUGCAGGUUUUGGAGAUGACUUGAACUGUAUCUUCAAUGACGACAAUGCUGAGAAGCUGGUUCUGCGAAUCAGGAUUAUGAACAGUGAUGAGAACAAGUUCCAAGAGGAUGAGGAAGUGGUGGACAAAAUGGACGACGAUGUCUUCUUGAGAUGCAUCGAGUCCAACAUGCUCACAGACAUGACUUUACAAGGCAUUGAGCAGAUCAGCAAGGUGUACAUGCACUUGCCCCAGACGGACAAUAAGAAGAAGAUCAUCAUCACGGAGGACGGUGAGUUCAAGGCCUUGCAGGAGUGGAUCCUUGAGACAGACGGCGUGGGUCUCAUGAGAGUCCUCAGCGAGAAGGAUGUCGACCCCGUCAGGACCACCUCCAACGACAUUGUGGAGAUCUUCACGGUGCUGGGGAUUGAGGCUGUGCGAAAGGCUCUGGAGCGGGAGUUGUACCACGUCAUCUCCUUUGACGGUUCCUAUGUCAACUACCGUCACUUGGCCCUGCUCUGUGACACCAUGACAUGCCGUGGCCAUCUGAUGGCCAUCACACGUCACGGCAUCAACCGCCAGGACACGGGACCCCUCAUGAAAUGCUCCUUUGAGGAGACGGUGGAUGUGUUGAUGGAGGCAUCGUCCCACGGUGAAAAUGACCCCAUGAAGGGUGUGUCGGAGAACAUCAUGCUUGGCCAGCUCGCCCCGGCUGGAACAGGGUGUUUUGACCUACUGCUGGACGCUGAGAAGUGUAAAUACGGCAUGGAGAUCCCUACAAACAUACCUGGCAUCAGCGUGGCUGGACCAACGGGAAUGUUCUUCGGCUCGGCUCCAAGCCCGAUGAGCGGCAUGUCGCCCGCCAUGACCCCGUGGAACACCGGAGCUACCCCAGCCUACGGCGCGUGGUCCCCCAGCGUUGGAAGCGGCAUGACCCCCGGUGCUGCAGGUUUCUCUCCCAGUGCAGCAUCCGAUGCAAGCGGCUUCUCUCCGGGCUACUCCCCGGCCUGGUCGCCCACUCCUGGUUCUCCGGGGUCUCCAGGCCCGGCCAGCCCCUACAUCCCCUCUCCUGGCGGAGCUAUGUCACCCAACUACUCGCCCACCUCUCCGGCCUACGAGCCUCGAUCCCCUGGGGGCUACACCCCUCAGAGCCCAGGCUAUUCCCCAACGUCGCCCUCCUACUCCCCCACCUCUCCCUCUUACUCGCCCACCAGCCCAAACUACAGCCCGACAUCUCCCUCCUAUUCUCCCACCUCACCCAGUUACUCCCCGACCUCACCCUCCUAUUCGCCCACAUCCCCGUCUUACUCCCCGACCUCUCCAUCCUACUCCCCAACUUCUCCGUCUUACUCCCCUACUUCCCCCUCCUACUCUCCCACCUCGCCGAGCUACAGCCCUACGUCACCGAGUUACAGCCCAACAUCACCCAGCUACUCGCCCACCUCUCCCUCGUACUCGCCCACCUCUCCCUCGUACUCUCCCACCUCCCCGUCCUACUCGCCCACCUCCCCGUCCUAUUCCCCUACGUCCCCAUCCUACUCACCGACCAGCCCAAGCUACAGCCCUACUUCUCCUAACUACACGCCCACCUCGCCCAGUUACUCCCCUACAUCUCCCUCCUACUCUCCCACAUCGCCCUCCUACUCCCCGACCUCACCCAACUACACCCCUACUAGCCCCAACUACUCCCCCACCUCUCCUUCUUACUCCCCCACCUCCCCAUCUUACUCUCCCUCCAGUCCCCGCUACACUCCACAGUCGCCCACCUACACCCCCAGCUCGCCCUCAUACAGCCCCAGCUCGCCCUCAUACUCGCCCACCUCUCCCAAAUACACUCCCACUUCACCCUCUUACAGCCCGAGCUCCCCGGAGUACACCCCCACCUCACCCAAGUACUCACCCACCUCGCCCAAGUACUCCCCAACCUCACCCAAGUAUUCACCCACCUCACCAACCUAUUCCCCGACGACCCCCAAGUACAGCCCCACUUCGCCCACAUACUCUCCCACCUCCCCUACCUACACCCCGACCAGCCCCAAAUACUCACCCACUUCGCCCACUUACUCCCCGACUUCGCCCAAAUACUCCCCCACCUCCCCUACCUACUCGCCAACUAGUCCGAAAGGCUCCACUUACAGCCCCACCUCCCCAGGAUACAGCCCCACCUCGCCCACCUACAGCCCAGCCAUCAGUCCCGAUGACAGCGAUGAGGAGAACAACUGAGCUACGAAGACGGGGAGGCAGCUGAGGACGGAGGACGCCCCCUACUGCCCUGCAAGCAUCCCCCCUCACCUCAUGGCGGACAACUGAGGGAUCUUUAACCAGCUGGAGGUGGUGGUGCUCCUGGUCGCGGCUACGCAAAGCCACAGGGGUUACAAUUGUGAAUUUAUUUUUUAAAGGAAACCCCAACUUGGGGACCUUUUUUCUAGCCCUGUCUUGACCAUCUUAGGGAGCGGGCCCCCACCCCCCCAAAAAAAUACUACUAUCGUAUCUGAUAAACCUGAACUGUUUAGUCAGAAGGAGAAAAAAUGGCUGCCUUUUGAAAUUUACCAUAGUCUUGUUUUUAAUUUCUACAUGGGGUACAGAAUUGCAAAGUAUAUAAAACUGAGAGGAAAGAGGUGGAGGAAAAUGAGGUGAACUCACAAAGGAAGAAAAUCUUCCUUUUUCCAUCCUACAUUUCACUGCAUCCAGUCUCUCUCUCACUCUGUAUUUCAGUGUUGGAUGUAUAGCUGUUUUGGAAAGCUUAAGUAUUGCCAAAUGCCUUUGAGAAGCUAACAAGCCGAUUGUAUUUAUCACCUCAAACAUAAGCUUAACAGAAUCAAGAAGGUAGGGUUUAGACUGUCUUUACUGCAUAUUUUACUGGGAUGUAUCUUGUAGAAAUGUUGCUGUUUUUGUAAAAAAUACAGUUGCUGCCAACUUUGGGUGUGUGUAUGGAGGGGGUGAGGAGGAAGAAGAUGGAGUUUAGAUUUUUGAUAUGUCAAAACGACUGGGUCACAACUGAAGAGAAAUGAUUUUUACAACUUGGUGAACAAAACCGGCAGCAGCAAACUAACAGCUCUGUCACACAGCGUAACGUAUGCUGCACUAUAGUGCAAGAGGAGGGUCGAGAUGUUGAUGGACAGAAAUCAAAGAUGGAGCGAGAGAGAAACUGAUAAGCAGGGAAAUCAAAUGCUUACCGUAAAUCCCCAUGCUGAUGUUUUUUGUUACCACUCAGAACAUCUUGCCGCUUACCUAAACUGACCCGUUGCCCUCCCCUCCUCUCCCCUUGCACCCCAAAGACAAACCUGAAAGAUGUCAUAAAACACCCACCAGCAUCCUUUUGUCCUUUACCAUUUGGAGACUUGUUCAACAAAAGCAAAAAAAAAAAAAAAAAAAAAACUUUUCCAGAAAAUAUUCUUCCCUUGACAAUGGGAAUUUAAAGGUUUAUAUGAAAACAUAAUGAAAACAUAAUACUGUCAGAAUGAUAAUUCUGUCUUUAAUUUUGAUUCUAGGAGGAAAUGGGGCAACAAAAAAAAAAGUGGAUGAGGGAUACUAGUUUGGCGUUGCUGCUUUUGUCAUUGUUUGCAUGAGUAGCACAUGUUAAUACAUUUUAAUCAAGCUUUAGGUUAAAACUUUGAAUCCCUCCUACUCUUAAUAAUCCUUGUCCCAUUUCUGAUAGCUGAUGUGUACAUGCGUUUUCACUUUAUUUGGACGCACUAUUCAGUUUAUUUAAGGAAAAAAAAGAGAAAGUUAACUACUAUUCUGUGUGAAUACGAAUAGAGGAAAAUUAAGGAUUUUAAUUUUUUGCUUUUCUCUUUGUUUGCUUUUGGUGACUUUGUAAACCUGUUUGCAGGAGGCUCAUGUUCAGACACUGUGGAUGAAGGGGCUGGGGACGGAGGGGAGUACACGAUGUUUUUGCUCCACACCUCACAGUGCCCCCCCCCCAUUCUUCCCCCCCAACAGUCCUAGUUUUGCCAUGACGGCUCUCUUAAAAGCAAGACUGACCGCUCUAUUCACCAACAGUUGUACAAAACGUUGCAUGCUGUCAUUCUUGAAGGCUCGCGCUGUAAAAAGUGUCACCAGGGUUGACUUUUCUUCAGUCUAGGUAGAAGUGCAAAGGUUCAGUGCUCAGUUGGGACACCAGAGGGCAACAUUUGUCCUGUUGGCCAGUUCUUAGCCUUUCCUCAAGGUGGAGUGAAACUGUUUCAUUCUUUUUUUUUUUCUUUUCUUUUUUUUUUCUUAAAGAGAUUGUCCAAAGAAACAGCACUUUUGGCCUCUCUAUAAUAAACCCCUACCCACUACAUUAGUGUGAACUUUUGAAUAUGACAUUUACUUUCAAGGUGCUUUUACAAGAGACUAGGCCUAGUUUGUUUUAGGGAAAGGUGUCAGAUAUGCCCGGUUGACAGUGGAACGCUUUUUUUUUUCCCCUGCCACCCUUCCCCUCCUCGUUCCAUUCAAUCGGUGUAACACAUCUUCACACGAUUCCUGAAUUUAUUGGACUAGCUGGGUCUCCUCCCUCUCCCCUCUUCAUCCACAAGUGAUCCUGAUCGUUUCUGAAAUCAGUGUUUGUUCUUUUUUUCUACCAGUGUAUGUACCUGUGACUGGGGAAAUCUCGGGGUGGGAGGAAGGGCGGGCGGGGGGGGGGGAGAUCUAGUACUGGAUCUGACUGGGAGUCCUCAGGAGGUUUUUCAUCUCCUCACAGAUUACAUCCAGAAAUUUGGAUUAUACUCUGAAAAUGGUUCAACCAAGUAUUUCUUGCAAAAUCGCCUUGAAUUGAAGGGACUGCAUCUUCUGGCCUUUUGAGAUAUGCACAGGUUUGGGCAUUGCACUUGAGUAAAUCUGCUGGUGGACUUUGGGGCUUUCCCGGAAGCCCAAGACAUUGUGAAUUUGUCCAAUAUCCUUGCAUCCAGUCCUCCUGUCUUUUUGCCUUCCACUCAAUUCAGGAUGUCAGGACUCCCAGCUGUAUGAAUGCCUGUGUGUGUGAGUGAUUCUGUGUGCGUGUGUGUGAAAGGGCGAGACAGGGUUUCAAGUUGGAGAAGACUUCACAUUUCUGGGGAAAGUAAGGUUUAAAUUAAAGAAUUGCCACUGUAUAGAAAUCAAUCCAAUAUCUCAUUCUCUGUAUCUUUGUUCUGUUUGUUUUUGACUUGAAAAAAUGAAUAAAAGUUUUACUACA